Messenger RNA from Sinocyclocheilus grahami, 1587 nucleotides. RefSeq names its product asc-type amino acid transporter 1-like. Gene Ontology annotation, biological process: D-alanine transmembrane transport; D-serine transmembrane transport. The record is from RefSeq and is a predicted model, not a curated record. Gene Ontology annotation, molecular function: L-amino acid transmembrane transporter activity; neutral L-amino acid transmembrane transporter activity. Gene Ontology annotation, cellular component: membrane. The coding region runs from base 34 to 1569 and encodes 511 amino acids. The transcript is spliced from 11 exons. Lineage: Eukaryota; Metazoa; Chordata; Actinopteri; Cypriniformes; Cyprinidae.
UACAGAUGCAGUUUUUCUUGAACAGCCGCACAAAUGGAUGGAACCGAAGCGAACCGGAGAAACUGCGCGAAAACGGAGCAACAGAAGAUGUUAGACUCCGGAGGAAACCAAAGUGGAUCUAAGGACAGAGUGACUCUCAAAAAAGAAAUUGGUCUUUUGAGCGCGUGCGCCAUAAUUAUAGGCAACAUCAUUGGCUCGGGGAUCUUCAUCUCUCCAAAGGGGGUUCUAGAUCAUGCAGGCAGUGUGGGGUUCUCACUCAUCGUGUGGGUUCUAGGAGGAGGGAUCUGUGCCUUGGGAUCUCUUUGCUAUGCCGAGUUGGGUGUCACCAUCCCCAAAUCAGGUGGAGACUACUCAUACGUCACUGAGAUCUUCGGGGGACUGGUGGGGUUCUUGUUGCUGUGGAGUGCUGUGUUGAUCAUGUACCCAACAACUCUGGCUGUGAUUGCGCUCACCUUCUCCAACUAUGUGCUGCAGCCUGCCUUCCCUGACUGUCUGCCUCCAUACAUCGCCACCCGGCUCCUCUCAACCACCUGUGUCUUGUUCCUGACUUGGGUGAACUGCUCCAGUGUGCGCUGGGGGACACGGAUCCAGGAUAUUUUCACUGUGGGGAAACUGCUAGCACUUGUCCUCAUCAUUAUAGUGGGAAUGAUCCAGAUUGCCAAAGGACACUAUGAUGCAUUGGAUCCCCAGACAGCGUUUGAGUUCAUAAAGGAUCCAUCAGUGGGGCAGAUUGCUCUGGCCUUCCUGCAGGCCUCAUUUGCCUACAGUGGAUGGAACUUCCUGAACUACGUCACUGAAGAGGUGGUUGAGCCUCGCAAGAACCUUCCACGUGCAAUCUACAUCUCCAUCCCCCUUGUGACGCUCGUCUAUACUCUCACCAACAUUGCGUACUUCUCCUCCAUGUCCCCUCAAGAGCUGCUGGAGUCGAACGCUGUCGCUGUGACAUUUGGAGAGAAGCUGCUAGGAGUGUUCUCCUGGGUGAUGCCCAUCUCUGUGGCUCUUUCCACCUUUGGAGGGAUCAACGGAUACUUGUUUACAUCUUCUAGGUUGUGUUUCUCAGGCGCCAGAGAGGGUCACCUGCCCUACCUGCUGGCUAUGAUCCACCUUAAGAGCUGCACACCAAUCCCUGCCCUACUCGUUUGUUGUACAGCGACCAUAUUGAUCCUGUGCAUCGGGGACACACAUAACCUGAUAAACUAUGUGUCAUUUAUAAACUACCUCUCAUAUGGAGUCACUAUAGCUGGGCUGCUGUACUACAGAUGGAAGAAACCCAAACUGGUCCGACCCAUCAAGGUAAACUUGUUGGUCCCUUGCAGCUAUCUAGUGUUCUGGGCAGUGUUACUGGGCUUCAGUCUGUACUCAGAGCCAGUGGUGUGUGGUAUGGGGCUGGUGAUCAUGCUCACUGGAGUCCCCAUCUACUUCAUUGGAGUGCAGUGGAAGAACAAACCACACUGUAUUUCCAGUGCUGUGGAGAGAGUCACCUAUCUGGGGCAGAAGUUGUGUUAUGUGGUCUUCCCUCAGGAUGAUCCCUCUGAAAUACAGCCUCUUACAGAGAAAUCAGAGCUGUGAGCAGCAGAGGACUCCUCG